GUUCCACUACUCCUCUUCUUUAUACCUGAAAUACCCAUAAGUCUACUUUCAGACACGCUAGGACACCUGAAAAAACGCCAGGAAUAAUGUCGACAAACAGACUCAAGCUCCAUACUGACAAGGAGAAUGAACACAAGAUUGCCCUGGCGAAAAACGAGCUACGAAACCCGGCGCACAGGGAAAUACCCGCCGGCACCAGCGUGCCCACGAAACGACCCCUCUCUGCAAAAAGCAACAUCAACGAAAAACGUGUUAGAGUGCCGUUGGGCGGAAAAAACCACAACCAAGCUUUCCCGGGCCUACAGAGGUCGAAACUGUCGUUGCCGCUGACCUUCCAGACGCCCUCUUUAAGACAGCCUGGCCUGACUCUCCAGGGCGACAUUCUUUCGACAAAACCCACAUUAACUAAGUCAAACCUGUCGCUAGGAUUUUUUAACAGGGUAGCGAAACCCAGCGCGCCUGCUCCCCGCCCAACCAACCCACACAAAAACACACUUUUCCCGCUGCAGGACCUGCACCGGCCCAAGGACCUUAUCCCCCGUUUUCUGUCCGACGAUUUGAUCAAAGCGGCCCCAAAGGCCUUGCAUCCUCUCCAGACAUCACUCAAUGAGACACUUUCCGACGCGACCGCUCAACUUCACGCUUCAAACGUCCCGUCGCAAGAGCAUUUUGCCAAGAACAGAGAUCCGAUCAAGAAGGGUACAUUCCGCCCGGAGAUUGAACUGCUUAUUGAAGCGCUCGCAGAAGACGAGAACAGCAUAGAGACCGUCCCCGAGGCCGAGAACCGCGAGCCGCUCGAUUACGUGCCCCUGGGCGUGUCGCCCUUGUCCAAGGCAGAGGCGCCAUUUCUCUACGAAGAGGAAGCGCCACGUAAAUUGACCGAUAUGUUUGCCCCAGACGAGCAGUUCUUCUCCGAUGACGAGGAGCAGUGUAGCGAUGCAGAGAAAGAACUGAACACUGCGUUUUACCGGGAAUUGAAUGGCACUGAAGGCAACACGGCCUUGGGGCUCACUGCCGCGGACCUUGAGGACUUGCUUGACUUCUAGCUGUGUUCCACUAUGUACACAAACGACACCCACUCCAUACCCAAUACUAUAUACACUGUCGAUGCGUCGCCAUCCAUCCAAGCCCCGAGCUCUAGGCCAAUCUUCCGCUCUGCCAGGCACCACUUACUGUGCCGUACAUUCGGG
This is a messenger RNA of Metschnikowia bicuspidata var. bicuspidata NRRL YB-4993, 1190 nucleotides long. RefSeq lists its product as uncharacterized. Lineage: Eukaryota; Fungi; Ascomycota; Pichiomycetes; Serinales; Metschnikowiaceae. The transcript has a single exon. The record is from RefSeq and is a predicted model, not a curated record. Bases 87 to 1046 code for a protein of 319 amino acids.